AUGACACUGGGCAUUCAGUUUGUGCGCAACACCUUUGGCGAGUGUGCCGAGCCGAAGCUCUCAUGGCAGGUAGAUCCAUUUGGCGCCUCGAGAGAGGUGGCCAACCUGUACGCACUGAUGGGCUUUGACGGUCACAUUGUUAAUCGAGGUCACAAUCUUCACGGAGAGUUCCUCUGGAACACCAGUGACUACAACUCCAUCCUCACUAGUGUUCUCCACAAUCACUACUCGGCUCCGAAUGGAUUCGACUUUGAAGAUGGUAACGAUAUCACCGAUCAAAACAAGGCUCAAAAGGCAAAAGAACUUGCCGAGCUAGGCAAAAAGUGGAACGUUGACUACGGAAAGAAGGGACACGUUUUAAUUACCUUUGGUGACGAUUUUAAGUACCAGCAUGCGGAGCACUACUACAGCAAUCUGGACAAGAUAAUCGAAGAGGUGAACAAAAAUCAUCCAGACGUAAAUCUUUUCUACUCUUCGCCACAGUGUUACAUCAAGGCGAUCAAGGACCUGAAGCCUAAACUGGAAGUGCACUCUCAUGACUACUUUCCACUGUGGACCGGACACUACUCGAGUCGGCCACAGGUGAAGUAUCUCGAUCGAUAUGCAAACAAUCUACUUCAGGCUGCCAAACAACUCGAAGUGACUGCAGAGUUGAGCCACACGCAGAGUUUAAUUUUUGAGAGCAGCAACGAACUGGGUGUCCUUCAGCACCAUGAUGCAAUCACCGGAACAUCGAGAGAGUUUGUUACUGUAGACUACAAAGAACGCCUCAGUAGCGCCAUUCUCGCCGCGUCAACUGUCAUCAGUCAUGCUCUGGGCAAACUGAUCAACAAGGGAGCACAUGUCAGCAACGGGCUGCCAAUCAUUUACCACACAGUGAACAUCAGCGAGGUAGAUCUGACUUUUGAGGGUGGCUUAGCCAGCAUCGUCUACAAUCCACUGGUACACAAGCAGACCACCUGGGUGCGAAUUCCCGUCAGUGAGAGCACCAACUACAAGGUUUAUGACUUUGAGGGCAAAGAGGUACCCAAGGUGAGUCAUGUGCCCAUCAACAGCAAGGUCAAGUCGAUGGUCGGCCACCACCGCAGCAUCAGCUACGAGUUGGUCUUCAGUGCCAAGCUGCCCGCACUUGGUUACACCACCUUCUUUGUGGUCAAGAGCGGCAGUGGACUGUCUCAGAACAAGAGACCCAUUGCGGUGAACGCAGAACAGGAGCUGGUGAUGAAGGGCAAAAACGUGGAGUUGGUACUAGACGGAAAGACGGGCAAAGUGAAACACCUGGUGAAGGGAGGAAAGGUGCACCGACUGGGCCAGUCCUUCCACUACUACCCCUCAAAGGGCACCUCGUCCUCUUACGAGUUCUGUCCCAGUGGCGGCAGCGUCGAUCUGUCUGACUACAGCAGCUCGGUCGUGUCGGCAGUUCAGUACGAUGGCUUUGCCGAGGUGACCCAACAGGUCAACGGCUGGAUCUGGCAAACAGUACGCCUCUACGAGGACAAGGAGUACGCAGAGUUCGACUGGAUCAUCGGACCGGUGGCCGAACAGCCAGACAUUGGCAAAGACGUCAUUACCCGAUUUGAGACUGACCUAGACACAAGGAAAACAUUUUGGACGGACGCAAACGGUCGUCAGGACAUUGAACGGAUACGCGAUGAAGAGCCGAGAGAGUGUCACGGCACGCACAACGCCAUCUCCUACAACUACUACCCAAUCACCUCAAGAGCCCUUCUGAAGGAUGCUCAGUCGGGCCUGGAGCUAGCGCUGCUCACCGACCGCUCAGUGGGCGCCUCCAGUCUGGAGGAUGGACAGCUGGAGUUGAUGCUCCACCGACGACUGCUUGAUCGCAAAACAACCGACAUUCCCGUGGACGACCGAGAUGCCGACGGAAAGGGAGUGAUCGCCCGAGGAAAGGUCAUUAUGUUUUUCAGCGAGAAGAACACCGCCGCAGACAACUACCGACCGAUGAACCAGAUUCUCUCUAUGCAGCCAGUCAUUGGCUUUGUCCCCACUAGCAAUUUCACGCAGUUCAGGAACGACCAUCAGGUGCAAUACAGCGCCCUGAAGGCACCACUGCCGGAGAAUGUGCACCUGCUGACGCUGCAAAACUGGGGAGGUGUGGGCAACAAUGAGGUGCUCCUGCGACUGGAGAACUUUUACCAGCCGCAUGACGCCUCCAAGCUCGCUGUGACUUCCACGUCCAUCAGUGUGGCCGACGUCUUUGCCAACCCCAAGUUGGACAUACACAGCCUGGCACAGACCAACCUGGUGGUGGGCUCUAAGCACAAUGCCACUGCUGCUCAGUCGGGCAUCAGUCCGUCGCAGAUUGCCUCCUACUUGGCGAAGGUGAACCGAAACGUGAGCACCAGUUGCGGUCUGAAGUGGGAGAAGCGACUGAGCGGUGGCAAGCUGCCCCCGAACGCCAUCAAAGCCGGACACGAAUCCGAUGGCCGUCCCAUGUACAUUUGCCGCCACGCUGACGGUGACUUGAUUCCAGGAAAAUACAGCGAAACUAUUAAGUGUCAUGUUUCACUGGGCGGCGGAGAGCACGCCUUCAACGACGAUGGCGUGGAGAUACUGACUGGCGCUGAAGGGCAGUACCUGUGGGCGCCACGUCACGGCGGCGAUAUGAUCGCGCCCACCGUCUUUGUCGCCGGCCACAACUCGCAGGGAGUUCCCAUUUACUCGGGUCGAUGCGUCAAACAGGAGCGCGGACAGGUGCUGGGCAAGAUUGAUCCCAGCGGCGGUGCCGGCUACUUUUACUAUCCCUUUGGCGGCUCAGAGCACAGCGACUGCAGCAAUCACGAAAUCUUGGUUUGCUGA
Rhagoletis zephyria (snowberry fruit fly) is the source of this 2820-nucleotide messenger RNA. The record is from RefSeq and is a predicted model, not a curated record. Lineage: Eukaryota; Metazoa; Arthropoda; Insecta; Diptera; Tephritidae.